Molecule: messenger RNA, 3345 nt
Organism: Aspergillus mulundensis
Lineage: Eukaryota; Fungi; Ascomycota; Eurotiomycetes; Eurotiales; Aspergillaceae
Product: cation-transporting P-type ATPase PCA1
Exons: 2
Coding region: 1-3345 (1114 amino acids)
Biological process (GO): monoatomic cation transport
Cellular component (GO): membrane
Molecular function (GO): ATP binding; ATPase-coupled monoatomic cation transmembrane transporter activity; ATP hydrolysis activity
Source: RefSeq, a predicted model, not a curated record
AUGUCUCUUGCAUUGAUCGUAUUGCUCUUCGGGAAUGUGAUCAAGGACAUACUUCCAGACUCUGGCCGUUCUAGGCCCGACGGCAAGGCAUGCGAUCAACACCGCCGUUCCGCGCGCGCCAAGUUUGCUGCCAGGCUCGAAGCUCUGGGUUGCAUCUGCCGCACUCUGAUAGCUCUGGGGCAAGAAUCUUGCUGUCCACCGCCGAAUAGCGUUUCCCGCGGGACUGAGCGUCGCUCGAGGGAAUACAUCCUGCGUUCGACUUUUGACUCUGACCGGGGGAGCAGUACGGGGUCAAUUAACCGCCGCAGCGCAGGUUUGAAGAGGAGAGAAGAUCCUUGUACGGGCGGCUGCUGCAGCACUUCGAAGACUUACGCACCUAAGCCGCACAAUGCUGCUCAGAAAGGGAAACGUGUCGAUACACCUGAGGCGUCCGCAGAUCGUGAAAAGCAGGUGUUUGUUACGAAAGCAGCUUCUAUCGGGACAACAAGUUGCUCAAAGGGGUGUUGUGGUAGACGACAAGUGGCUACUGAGCAGUGUUUGCCUUCUCGACAGGAAUGCUGUAACGAGGUCAGAUGCUCCGCCGAUUGCAGUAGUUCCGCUGUCUUUCCCCAAGGCAAACCCACCGGACUCCAGCCUUGCGCUUCCGGUUGCUGCAAUAAACUCGAGAAGCCUUGUGGCCUUUUACCCGAAGGGAUAGUCAACAUACCAGCCUGCCCAUCUAGCUGUUGCGAUAAAGACGAGACGUCUGCUGAUAUCAGAUGUGGAGAUGAACUCAGUCCCAAUGGUCAGUCAGGCACCUGCUGCAGUAAGCCUCCGUUUGCUGCAUGCGGCGCGGCCAUCAAUAAGUCUACAGACUUCACGCAGCGCAACCCCGGAACCUUUACCAACGAUCCCGAAAAGGGGAUUACCGGAAAAGAGCAUGUCGCUCUGAGCAUAUCUGGUAUGACAUGUACGGGCUGUGAAACCAAGCUUCAGCGCACUUUGGGCACACUGCAGUCAGUUCAGAAUCUCAAGACAAGCUUGCUGCUGUCGCGUGCGGAAUUCGACCUCGAUGUUGGCGUCCAGUCACUCGAUGAAGUGUUGAGGCACUUGGAGAAGACUACCGAAUUCAAGUACGAAAGGGUCACAGACCGUGGGUUGAGCGUGGACAUUAUCGUCCCUAAUGCGUCAGACUUUAUGAAGCAAGACUGGCCUCACGGUGUAACGGAGGUAACACUGAUCGAUGAGGAGACCGUAAACGUCGCUUUUGAUGGAAAGAUAGUCGGGGCAAGAGACUUGCUGGAGCGUGGCUGGGACAGGCCUCUUUGCCUGGCUGCUCCUCGUCCCGACUCACACCUUGCGGCUGGAAACAAGCAUGUGCGCCAAAUGGGAUACAUGACCGUUCUCUCUAUUAUUCUGACGGUGCCCGUCUUGGUCCUUGCUUGGGCUCCUCUCCCAAAGAGGGAAAUUGCAUACGGCUCUGCGUCGUUGGCAUUGGCCACUGUUGUCCAGGUCGUCAUUGCCGGUCCAUUCUAUCCAAAGGCGUUGAAAGCUUUGAUAUUCUCCAAGAUCAUUGAGAUGGAUCUGCUCAUUGUGCUGAGCACAAGCGCUGCUUAUAUUUUUUCAGUAGUCUCAUUUGGAUACCUCGCGGCGGGUCAGCCACUUGCCACCGGUGAAUUCUUCGAGACUAGCACUUUGCUCAUUACACUGAUCAUGAUCGGUCGGUAUGUUGCUGCCCUUGCUCGUCAAAAAGCUGUUGAAUCCAUAUCGCUUCGUUCAAUGCAGACAUCAACCGCCACACUCGUGGAUGAGGCUGGGGCGACUAUAAAAGAGAUCGAUGUCCGGCUACUCCAAUAUGGGGACAUCUUCAAGGUCCCUCCAGACUCCAAGAUCCCAACCGAUGGGACCGUUAUCGCAGGAUUAUCUGAGGUGAAUGAGUCUCUGAUCACCGGAGAGUCAAUCCCAGUAGACAAGUCCCCUGGAUCUUCCAUUGUUGCAGGAUCCGUGAAUGGUUCCGGGUCGCUGAUUGCCCGGUUAACCCGCCUUCCUGCCGACAAUACAAUCUCCGUCAUUUCAAGAAUGGUCGACCAGGCGAAACUGUCAAAGCCAAAGAUACAAGAUAUGGCGGACCGGGUGGCAAGCUAUUUUGUACCCGUUGUCAUCGCUCUGACCAUGGUCACGUUUGCGAUCUGGAUUGCGGUUGGCAUCACAGUGCAAAAGCAAUCCGGCUCUCGAGCUACUGCGGAGGCAAUAACUUAUACCAUUACCGUACUCAUUGUCUCUUGCCCAUGUGCUAUCGGCCUGGCAGUGCCAAUGGUUAUCGUCAUAGCCAGUGGUGUUGCUGCCGAGCGGGGUGUCAUUUUCAAGGCUGCUAAUAGUAUUGAAGUCGCCUACAAAAGUUCCCACGUUAUAUUUGAUAAGACAGGUACCCUCACCCAGGGCCGACUCACUGUUGCAGUUGAGCACAUAGACAGUACGGGGGAUUCAAUGUCCCAGUUGCUUGGUCUUAUUGGGAGCAACAAACACCCGAUUUCCGCUGCCGUGGCUGCCCGCCUGAAAGCGAAAGGCAUAAUAGCGUCAACUGUCAAUGACAUCAAAGUCCUAACAGGCAAGGGUGUCGAAGGAUCGGCCCAGAAUCUCGUUCUGCGCGCAGGAAACUCACGCUGGCUCAACCUCUCCUGUAACCCACAAGUCCAGUCCAUUCUUGAGGGAGGUUACACGGCAUUUUGCUUCACAAUCAACGAAACUCUCGUCGCUGUCUUUGGUCUGGAGGACUCACUCCGCCCCGACGCACUUGAAACCGUCACCAAGCUCCAGGAACGCGGUAUAUCAGUCCACAUCCUCUCAGGCGACGACCAGGGUCCCGUAUCCUCAAUUGCACGACAACUCGGUAUCACAGAUCAAAACAUCCGCUCCCGCUGCACCCCAUCCGACAAGCAAGCCUACAUCCAAGCCCUUAAUCUCAGCACAACCCCCAACCAAGCAACACGCAAGAACCACCCCGUAACAAUCUUCAUCGGCGACGGCACAAACGACGCUGUCGCCCUCGCAGCCGCCACAAUUGGCGUGCACAUGAACCAAGAAACCGGCAGCGAGAUUGCCAAAUCUGCCGCCGACGCCGUGCUCAUGCGGCCACACCUGCUCGGUAUCCUCACAAUGCUGAAUAUCAGCGAGAAGGCCGUCCGCCGCAUCAAGUUCAAUUUCGCCUGGAGCUUCGUGUAUAAUCUCUUCGCGGUCCUGCUUGGGGCUGGGGCGUUUAAGGCUGUGGGUGCGCGAAUCCCGCCGCAGUAUGCGGGGCUGGGCGAGCUGGUUAGCGUUUUGCCUGUUGUUGUUGCGGCGGUGCUGUUGAGGUGGGCUAGGAUAUAA